Messenger RNA from Phycodurus eques (leafy seadragon), 3064 nucleotides. RefSeq names its product pleckstrin homology domain containing, family D (with coiled-coil domains) member 1 (gene plekhd1). The transcript has 13 exons. NCBI's taxonomy places the organism in Eukaryota, Metazoa, Chordata, Actinopteri, Syngnathiformes, Syngnathidae. The record is from RefSeq and is a predicted model, not a curated record. The coding region runs from base 183 to 1724 and encodes 513 amino acids.
GAGCGUAUUGACAUCUGCAUACUUCCGCCUCGCUGACUUAUUGAGGAUUUGUUAGCAUUCUCGUUUGCAGCGGGUUAAUUGUUAUCGACUAUUUUCUCUUUCAAAUGGAUUCACGUAUCUGAUUCAGUUUCCAGCGCCUCCCUCCUCCUCUUCCUCCUUCUCCUCCUCUUCAACCGGGUGGGAUGUUCCCGUCCUCGUCCAGAAGCUCGGCGUUCUCGCCCUGGUCGUCCAUGGAGCAGUCUGACUCGGAAGCGUUGGACAUCAGCGCCAAGGUGCAGCUGCACGGCGUCCUAUGGAAGAGACCCUUCGGACGGCCCUCGGCCAAGUGGUCCCGCAGAUUCUUCGUGAUCAAAGACAGCUUUUUGCUCUACUACGCUGAGAGUGAGAAAAGGAGUUUUGAGAGCAGCAGGAUCUUCAACAUCCACCCCAAGGGAGUGAUUCCUCUGGGAGGAUGCGUGGUGUCGGCCACAGAGGACAUGGGCAUGCCCUUUGGCCUCGUCAUCAGCCUGGAAGACUUCUCAGGCACCAUCGUGGUGGCUGCUGAGUCUGAGGAGCAGCAGCUGCACUGGAUGGAAAUGCUGCAGGAGUCGGGCAAAGUCACGUGGAAAAAUGCUCAGCUGGGUGAGGCCAUGAUUGAAAGUCUGGAGGCUCAGGGGCUUCAGCUGGCCAAGGAGAAGCAGGAGUACUUGGAUAAGCUGAUGGAGGAGACUGAGGAGCUCACGCACCAGCGAGCACAGAGAGAAGAACUGGAGCGUCUCAAUCAGGUUCUUGAGGAGGAGAAGAUGAAGUAUGAGGAAGUGGUGCUGGAGCUCAAGGCCGAGCAGGAGCAAAUCAAACUCGACCUGGACGGCACGGCUCAGUCUCUGCGCGGCGUGGAGAGUGAGAAGGAGGAGCUGAGCGGCCUGACCGUCAUGCUGCAGAAGUCCAUCGAGCAACUCUCCCAGGAGAAACGGAGAACUCUCGAGCUGCUGGAAGCCGAGGAGGAGGAGGAGUUGGGUGGUGAUGAUAAUGAGGCGGAGGUGGUGGAGAGCAGGAAGGAGCUGGGAAACUUGGACCUCCUGCAGGAUCUGCACCACAUCGAGGAGCAGAUGAAGCUGCUGCUGAAAGAGAAGGAGCAGGCGGACGAGAAGCUGCGUGAGAACCAGCAGCGGGCGCAGGUCCUGCAGCAGGAGCGAGAGUUCUACUCGUCGCAGGCCAAUACGCUGCAGCAGUCGCUCUCUCAGCUCACCGCAGACAAGAAGCAGACGGAGGCCGAGCUGCAGGCGGAGAUUGAGUCUCGCGUGGAGCUGGAGAAGAGGCUGAAGCAGGCCGAGGAGGCCCUGCAGGACCUGGAGAAAGGCCUGGACUCUUUGGACCGCACCAGCGAGCGAGACCAGAGGAUGAGAGGGGACGUCACUCAGCUGAGACGCUUCUUCGAGGAGUGCAUCUGCGCUGCCGAGAUCGAAGCCAAGCUGCCGGCCAUCAUGAAGAACGCCGUCUACCUCCACAAGGCGGCGGCGCGAAGGAUCAAGAGCUGCCGGGUCCAGAGGAGAGCCUCUCGACGACACUGGUUGAAACACUCCAAGUCGUUCGCCACGGCGAGCCUGGACGUGGGCGGCGCGGGCGGCAGCAUGGAGGAGUUGAGGGAGACGGCGCGCCGCCUCACCUCCGACAGCAGCUUCCGGGAGAGCGUCUACGAGAUCAUAGCGCGCAAGGACGCCGCCACCAGCUUCGACCAAGACUGACGCCGGACGGACUACUUCCCAGCGUGGAGGUAGACGUGACCAUGUUUGUUAAGAGGCCCACCUGUGAGCUUGGAACAUAAACGACCAACAUGGCCCACGUUUAGCAUUAGGUUUACAUUGUAGUGGAUUAUUCUAGUAGUUAUGCUACUUGGAGGUGCGAGGGCCCCUGGAAAGUUAGAGAACAUUUUGCUCCAUAACCCCGGUUUCACCGAUCGACACGAAUUUGGAUGCACAUGUCUAUCAUGACAAGAUGAAAAUGAUGAUGAUGAAAAAUCUCAAAGAUCAUUGCCUGAAAUUGAACAGGAAACCGGCUAUUUUGUUCUGGAGCAGCCAUUUUGGCUGAAUUCUAGGGCUCGUACUAAGGAAUUGGUCCCAAAUGUGCCCCAGUGAGAAGCAGGUGUCCUAGAAAGAUGGGUGCUACGAACUUGCCAAAAAGCUUGUUUGUCUGCGCCGUCUGAUGUGGGCGUAACAUGGCAUCAAAGUUUGAUCAUCAUUUCGAUGAUUGGCUGUGAAAAAGGAGGUGGAGGUCUAAUUCACUUGCAAUUUAGGCUAAGAGUAGUAAUAAUAACUACUUUCAUGUAUCUUCAACUUCCCAUUUUUCUGCCGGUGACAUAAAUCCCUAAUUUAUCCCAUUUAAGACCCUUGUUGCUGGUGACAUGAACCCUUCAUUUGAGGCUUAAUGUCACCAUAGUAACCCAACACCAAUUCCUUUCCCCCCCCCCCCCCCCCCCCCCCAGUAUAUUUUGUACAGUUUUGAAUAAAUGUGAACCAAAAUGUUCUUGUUUUUGGGGCUUAAUUUCACAAAUGAAGUAAUAAGCUAAGAAAAAUAUAGAAAAUAACACAAUGGCGUCCGAUAUGUUAGGGGUCGAGACGGGAUGUUCUGGGUCUCAAAUGGAAAUUCUAACUGAGACGAGGCAAAUCCAUCAUCAAAGAAAAACAUUGUUUUAUUCUGGUUUUGAUUGUUUUCUUGCCGGGUCCUGUUUUGUUUUGAAUUGUAGCCACACCUGAAGCGAACAUGGAAUGAAGGAAGGUUGGGGCUUAGGGACAGAAAAAGGAACUGCCUUGAUGCUAAUAAAGUUGUCUUUGAUCCUUGCACCCCCCCCCCCAACCCCCCACACAAAAAAAAAAGUUUCAACGUGUUUCAUUUGCGUUUGUGCAGUUUGAUGACAGUUCUUCAUUUCCCCGUGAUGAAUGGGUUCAUCAUCUCAUGGAGCUGAAACGACACACAGGGGAACAUCUGUUAACUUAGCCGCUAAUGCUAAUGUCCGCCAGGUGUCGACAGGUCUUUGUUCUACGUGAUAAACAAACACUGAACAGGUGAAAAGCUUCCACUUUUAAUG